This is a messenger RNA of Enhydra lutris kenyoni (northern sea otter), 707 nucleotides long. Its product is annotated as coiled-coil-helix-coiled-coil-helix domain containing 5. NCBI's taxonomy places the organism in Eukaryota, Metazoa, Chordata, Mammalia, Carnivora, Mustelidae. The transcript has 4 exons. The record is from RefSeq and is a predicted model, not a curated record. The coding region runs from base 187 to 552 and encodes 121 amino acids.
CCGGAAGGAGAGACAGAGCGCCGCCAUGACAGGUUGGGCCUAAAGGGAACAGAAUGGGCCACUUGCCGGCUCUGCGACCGGAAAAAACGAGGCAAGGACAGCCGAGUUGGGCGCCGCCAUGACAACUUGACCGGAAAAGGCGGAGCUCUCCUCCCGGACUGAUUUCCUACCCGUACCGGCCUGGAGAUGCAGGCAGCCCUGGAGGUCACGGCUCGCUACUGUGGCCGGGAGCUGGAGCAGUAUGGCCAGUGUGUAGCGGCCAAGCCUGAGUCAUGGCAGCGGGACUGUUACCACCUUAAGAUGAGUAUUGCUCAAUGCACAUCCUCCCACCCAAUCAUCCGUCAGAUCCGCCAGGUCUGUGCUGAACCUUUUGAGGCCUUUGAGGAGUGCCUUCGACAGAAUGAGGCAGCUGUGGGCAACUGUGCAGAGCACAUGCGCCGCUUCCUGCAGUGUGCUGAGCAGGUGCAGCCGCCGCGCUCACCCUCAACUGCGGAGGUUAAGCCGCCACGAUCACCCUCAACUGUGGAGGCAAAGCCACUUCCUACCUCCUGAGGACUCUGAACCAUGGAAAAACUGGACAUGAGUGACUGGCUCCUUGAUGCCCCCAGCCCUGAAGAGUGGCCAGGUGGAGUCCUGAGGGGCCUGGACAUGAGUCUGGCUUCUCUGGACAGCAGGACUCACAAUAAAUAAAGACUCUGUAUACCAGA